Molecule: messenger RNA, 357 nt
Organism: Miscanthus lutarioriparius
Lineage: Eukaryota; Viridiplantae; Streptophyta; Magnoliopsida; Poales; Poaceae
Source: the annotation of a GenBank genome assembly
AUGGCCUUCUCCUUCGCGCCGGCCGAUCAGUAUCAGUACCGGUACCACACCAUGAAGCAGAGCAGCAGCUCCGCCGCCGCCGCUGGAGAUAGCAGGCGGCAGCGGCGCAUGAUCAAGAACCGUGAGUCGGCGGCCAGGUCGCGUGCCCAGAGGCAGGCCUACACCAACGAGCUGGAGCUGGAGCUGGCGCAGCUGCGCCGGGAGAACGAGAUGCUCAUCAAGCAUCACCAGGAGCUCAAUCCGCUGGUUUUGCAUGUUUGCUACCUGCUGCUGGUUCGUCUGGCCAUGUCGUCGUCAGCGCAGGUCCCUGCACACAUGCCGCUCCGCACCACCCUGAACCUGAAGACAAGCAAAUAG